AUAACAAAAAUGGCCGCUUCUAUAUAUGCAACCCCACCGCCUGAUUUAAGUAGCGAGGAUACAGCUUUAUCAGAUGUAUCCAAUACUUCAUCAACAACAAAUGCAAAUGCAACAACAGCAGCAGCAGCAACAUUAAAACAAUUAACAAACAACAACAACAACAACACUAACAACAAUACAUGUGAGGAAACUACAACAGCGAUAACAUCAACAACAUCAUCAACACUAUCCACAAGCAACAAUAACAACAAUAAACAAAAACGCACAAUAUCGGAUGUUCUUAAAGACAACACCAACAACAGCAGCAGCACAAGCAGUAGUAGUGGUAGUAGCAGCAGCAGUAAACCCUCGAUUAAUCUUUCCAACACAACACAAUGCUCUUCCAAAUUGCCCACAAUGGGAAGCUCUACAAAUGCCAUUAUCGCACAUGAUAAUGGAGACGAUGAUAAUGAGACAGCCAAUACAAUGGCUGCUGUAGCCGCAGCUGCUAAUGCAGCCAUGCAACUACAAUUAUUAGAAGCCAUAAAUGAUGCUGCCAAAAAACGUCGCAAACAACACAAUCCCAGUCGCAUGGAUGAGGAGAGCAGCAAUACGAAUACCACAAACACGUCUGCUCCCACGGUAGACUAUGAGGAUAAAUUAUCGAAAAUGUUUUUGCCCAAAUCGAUGGAACAGUUUAAGGAAACUUUCGAAUUGUUACAGCAGCAGCAACACAUUGAAAACAUAUCAAAAACUCAGGAAUUAAAUGAUCACAAAAUGGAUGAUCAUCAGCAGCAGCAACAUCAACAGGCUUAUAGUAAUCCAUAUCAUACCUUCUGCAAGGAGUGUGGUGAAAAUUUUGAAAAUGAAUUUAAAUUAAGUCUGCACAUGAUGCAGGAACACAAUGAGAACUCGGAGGGUUAUGCUAAUCAUCAGGGUACAACUGGAGAUAUGACUCCUUUGGAUAUAUUGGCCUCGGUUAAGGUGAAAUUGGAGAGGCCUGAAUGUGAAUCACCCUCUUCGAAUCAUAAUUCAGAUCCUGGCUCCAACACACAUGAUCAGUCUCAGCAACAUAAUAAUGCCAACUCUGCAGGUCUUUUAACCAAUGGCAAAGAUCUGCAGCAGCAACAGCAACAAUGGAUGGGUGGCCCUGCCAUGGGCCCCAUGGGUUUUUCUUUUCCUCCAGAAGCUGCUGCUGCAGCCGCUCUACAGGCCGGAGGUUAUUUGCCUUUGUUAGGUGUUCCCGGCUUUCCCGGUGUCGAUGGUCUGAAUCGUCCUCCUCUAAGAAUUUUUAACCCUGAAGCUUUUUGCGAACUGUGCAAUAAAGAGUUUUGCAAUAAAUAUUUCCUAAAAACCCACAAAGCCAACAAGCAUGGCAUCUAUGAUCCCAGCAGUGAUGGUCUCAGUAGCAGCCAGCAACAACAACAGAAUGCCAGCAUGAAUGCCAUGAAUCAAAUGUUUCAAUUACAAAUGCAACAGCAACAUCAACACUUGCAACAGCAGCAGCAACAAAUGCAAAUGGAAUUGGCCCAACAGAAGCUGAUAAAUGAACAGCAACGCAAAGACACCAGCAGCAGCAACUCGCAACAGCAGCCGAACACACAAGUUACACCACCAGCUCCAGCACCGGUAUUUUGUGAUAUUUGCUCAAAACGUUUUACCAAUGUCUUUGCCAUGCGUCGUCAUCGGGCCAAGGCUCAUGAACAAAACUCCAAUAGUAAUUCACAGCGUAACAGUCCUUCGGAAGGUUCCAGCAACUCUUUAGAAGCCACUACACCUUCUAACCAAACUCCUGAAUUAGCAACAGGCAAACAAUUCCAAAUGCCUGAAGGUUUUCGUCAAGAUUUCGUUUUGGAACAGGAAGAAGUAUCAUUUACACCACAACCUCGCAAACUGUCGCCACAGUCGCAACAGCAGGCCCGCGAAGCCAACUUUGCCCAUGAUAAACUGAAACGUUUGGGUGUACUCAAUCCGGAGGCUUUCUGUGAGAUCUGUUGUAAGGAAUAUUGUAAUAAAUAUUUCCUACGCACCCACAAAUGGAAACGUCAUGGUAUUUUUAUGCCUCCCGAGGAAGCGGAUAAUCCUCAAAAGCUGCCCACUUGGCCAUUCAUGAAUAUGCCUGGUAUGCCGGUUAAUUUAAUGAUGGCUCAACGCAUGAUGUCGGGAGGAGCUGAAGCAGCAGCCACAGAAGAUUUAGCGCAACAGUCUAGCAAACGCAUAAAACUAGAACAACCCGAUGAAGAUGAGGUUAUGAAGGACUCGAACAAUGAUGAAAAUCAAGAAAAUCGCAGUGAAAAUAAUCAGGUCUUAAGUGUGCCCUCGACACCAGAACCCAGCAAAUUAAUGGCCGAUAGCCAGACUAUGGCUCAAAGUCCUGAGGCAGCCAUGGGUUUGCAAAAUCUACAAAAAUUACAGACCAUGAUACAACAGUUAAAUGAUUUGAAUGGCAAGAGACCCAUAGCUUGUCAUUUGUGUGGACGGGAAAUGGAAAAUCAAUAUGCUCUACAGGCUCAUAUAAUGGCCGAACAUGCAGGAGGUAUGGAGGGCGCUAUGCCUCCUCUAAAUUUCCCCUCCCAGCUGCUAAUGCAACAACAAGCUUUGCUCAAACAGUCUCCCAAUGGUUCACCCAGUUCUUUAAUGCCUUUAAUGGGCAUGGGAGCCGGUGCUGGGGAGCUGCGCUGUACACCUUGUGAAAGAGAGUUUACCAACUUGCCAGAAUUUCAAAAACAUAUCACUGAAGUUCAUUUGCUAACCAAUACCUCGGGAAGUCCUUUACGCGAAGGCUUUGUAACGCCCGAAAGACCGAUUAAUCCUGCUAUGGCUCAGAGUACCAGACCUCCCUAUACCAUUACGCCCACCAGCAGUUAUUGUGAGAUUUGCAAUAAGGAAUUGUGCAAUAAAUAUUUCAUGAAGACUCACAUGCAAAGAAUGCAUGGCAUUGAAAUCGAAAAUGGAGCCCAAAUCGGCGGUGUAGUGUGCAAUAUCUGCAAUAAGGAAUUGUGCAGUAAAUAUUUCCUUAGGGUACACAAACACAAUACCCAUGGCAUUAUAGAGGAUGGUGCCCCCUUGCCACAACCCAGACAAAAUGGUUUGAAUUUGGAAACGGCUUUGCAGCAACAAAUGCUAGAGACGGAAGGCCUAAAUAGAAAUCUCAACAUGAGUCCCUUUGGCAGUGGUGGUUCAGAGGGUAAAAAUGAUGCGUAUCCCUCUUCAACAUAUACCGAAAUUUGUCCCAUUUGCACUAGACGUUUUCGCAAUGUCAAAUGGCUGAGAAGUCAUUUGAUUAGCGAACAUGGUCCCUCCGGCAUGGAUAAGGUACGUGAAUUGGAACAGCAGUAUGGUGGCAGUUUAAGUAAACCCUCUAGUCCUACUCUAAAAGUACCCAAUGGUUCCAGUUCGGCUGGUUCCUCAAAUACACCUACAGCAGUACCCUCACCAGCUCAAUUAGCUCAAGCUUUGCAAAAUCUCAAUGCCCAACAUUUGCUACAGAAUAUGCCGAAAAACAAUAUGGCUAACGCUUUUAAUAAUGAACAAAAUCUCCAAUCACCACAGCUAAAGGAAUAUCAAUGUUCCAUGUGUCCAUUUACCACACCCUACUAUGCAUUCCUAUUCAUACACGAACGUACACAUUCCAUAAUCAAUAAUAAUGAACAGGAACCGGAACCGGAAGAAAAUACGGAACAACAUUUUAAGCAGGAAAAAUUAGAGGAACCACAACAACAGCCACACAACCAGGAGUCCAUGCCAGAAAAGAAGGACAGCAAAUCCUUGAAAAGAAAAUCCAGCCGUGAAACUCCCCCCGAAAUAGUGGCUUUGGAUGAAGACGACAAUGAACAGUUUGAAAACAAGCGACAGCAGGAACAAGUACCGUUUGUAACCAACAAUGAACCCACUAACCUCUCCAUGCGUACACCCUCACCCACCGAAAUUACCUCUACCACUAGCCGCGAGGAUAUGCCCAAACCUCUUAGUCCCAAAAUCCAGCUAACACAAGAUAACUCCAUAAGUGAUAGCAAAGAUUUCCAACGUUCUUCACUCUCGCCACGAGGCUUUAGAUCAGCCGCAUGCUCACCGGUUUUUGCUAAUUUUCAACAACAAUUUCUACAAGAAAUCGCCCAACAAUCUGGCAAACCAGCUUCAUUUGCGGUGCCACGUGAAGAUGGAACAUCGUCUCAAAUGCAGGCAUUUGUUAUAGAGGCCGUGGCGCAAAGCGAUGGCAAUGAUGGUGAUGAUAAUGAUGUUGGUGCGGAUGUAGUAAGUAAUAGAUUUGUACCCGCUAUUGUGUAUUUACCCGUCAAAGAACGUCUAACAGGUACUAUGAAAUUAUCUUUCAAUUUGACACCUGUUUAAACUUAUGUAUGUAUGUAUGUUUGUUGGGUUAGCGUUAGGCGGGUCCAGCAAAUGAAAACAAAAACAGGGUUUCUCUUUUAAAAGGAGAGGUGGGAGAGAGAGAGAGAAUGAGAACGAUUUAAAAUUAAGGCGAAUUAGUAGUUGUGAGUUUAAAAGAGGGAGAGAGAAAACUGUUUUACAAUGAAACUUUACAGCUUUUAAGGCUUUCAAAUCUUUACCAGAUGAUGUAAGUCAUUGAGAGAAAGAGCCUUUUUUUCCAAUAAAGUUUGUUAGCUUUUAAGCUUUAGCUUUAAGAAUCUAUACAAAAUGAAAUUGAUCAAAAAGGGAGAGCCUCAAGAGUUAUAUAUAAAAUGAAUUUAGCUAGAAAGAGAGCGGUCUUUACAAUGAACUUUUAGAAAGCUUUUAAGCUAAACUGAUUUUAAAUCUCUACAAGCUUAAGUCACUGGCGAAUUCGGGCAAAUUAGGUGAAUUUGUUGUGUUUUUAGUUUUUAAAAUGAUCUCAUCUUCUACGAAUUCGCCUUGGCUGUACUCUUAUGGAAAGUUGUUUAGGUUUUUGUUGAAAAAGUGUAAAAUUUAAUCCAUUCGAAUGCAUAUAAACUGUCCUUCACCGUUCAUCUGAGACUGAGUUUAUG
Lucilia sericata (common green bottle fly) is the source of this 4961-nucleotide messenger RNA. RefSeq lists its product as uncharacterized. NCBI's taxonomy places the organism in Eukaryota, Metazoa, Arthropoda, Insecta, Diptera, Calliphoridae. The record is from RefSeq and is a predicted model, not a curated record. The transcript is spliced from 2 exons. The coding region runs from base 10 to 4329 and encodes 1439 amino acids.